GUUCGGUUGGGUUCGGUUGACGAAGAGCAAUGAAGAGUGAGGCAGGAAAAAAAAAAUCGGCCCUAGGGUAUUUUACUUAUCCGGCAAAGAAUACACUGUAUUCUUUGAUACCGAACAGUACUUUCGCACCAUUUUUUAGCGAAUAAGUGGAGUUCAAUAUCAGCGUAAAUUCAUAGUCUCUCUUUGACAUUUGACGCAAUUUGACACGAAUCUACACGAAUCUGUUACGAUUACAGGCAAUUACGAGCCGCGUCAACAAGUUAUGGAAACAUAUUUCGAUUAACAACUGCCAAAACGUAUUGUAAGCUGAAAAUUUCCAAAUUACUGUAUAAAUAUUCGUAACAAAUAUCGACUUUUAUUGUAUUACUAUGCUGAAUACCGCAUAAAUUUAAUUACAAAUGAUAACGUCAAAAAGGAAAUAUGCGUAACCUCUUCAUUUAUAAGUCAAGAUGUUCAAAUUGGAAUCUUAUAUAACGCCUGUUAUAUUAAGUUAUGUUGAAAAAUAUGUUAAAAAUUUUAAACCGGAGCAAUCACAGUUGUCGCUGUGGGGUGGAGAUGCUUCCUUUCAGAAUUUGGACUUGCGGCUGGAAGUUUUAGAAGAACAACUUAAUCUUCCAUUCAGCUUUGUUAGUGGACACAUCCAUGAAUUACUUAUUCAUGUCCCAUGGGUAAAAAUAACCUCAGAACCCAUUGUUGUUACUAUAAAUACUAUUGAAUGUAUAUUACGACUUAAAGAUGGAAAUGAUGGUGGUAUUAAAGGUACUACAUCGCAGAAGAAGAAAGUGGAACCAGGGGUGGAAGAGACACUUUCUGGAUACAUGAAAAGUAUUGUUAAUAAAAUUGUAAACAACAUUACUAUUCGUUGUAAUAAUUUAAUCCUCAAGUAUGUGGAAGAAGAUAUUGUUCUUAGUUGCAAUGUACGAUCAUUGGAGAUGGAAACUGUUAAUGAAAACUGGCAACCAGCUUUUAUUGAUGUCAAUGAUAGUGAGGUGAUACUUAGAAAAGUAAUUAAAAUUACGGAUCUUACACUAUGUCUGGAUAAAAUGGAUGCUUCUGGAAAGAUAGAAAUGUAUCAAGAGCCUGUUUUGUACCGCUGUUCAAUGGUGAUGAGAUUAACUGUCAACUAUCACAAUAGUACAUCUGAAAUGGCUUCAUCAACGCGAUUGGACAUCCAUUGCCAAAAAAUGACAUUCAGUGUGACUACUCUACAAAUACCCAUGUUAAUAAGGCUAUUUACAUUAGUGGUGGCUCUACAAACACAGCAAUUACCAUCUAGCCGAGACAAGAUGUCAUCCUCAGAAGAAACGGUGGAAAGUGUUGGAGAUGAAAAUGAUCAAGCAGGUGGACCUUCACGGGAAGUACCAGGUUGGGGUGGAUGGGCAUGGGAUGUAAUGACAUCGGUUUUACCAGUUAAUUGGGACAACGAAUGGUCAAACGAACAACAAAUGUCCUGCUUAGUUCAUUCAAUACGCCUUGGUUUUUAUGUAGAUUAUGCAAUAUUGACAUUCAAGAGAGUCGAAAGUGUUAAAGAGCAAGUCUUUUACAAGGGACGAAAAACAGUAUAUAAACCUUUUUUGUCAUUGCACAUACUUGGGGCUGUAGUUGAUGUCUUACGACAAGGUAUAACUAUGUCUAAUCUUCAAGUUGGAUUAAGCUCUAUAGGGCUGGACCCAUCGGACACGUGUAGCUGUGGAUAUCCAGAAGUUGUGGAUAAAUCGAAGUCAUCAUAUAUUUUUGCUGGAAAUAGGGACGGGGAUCAUUUGAAAGGUUCUUUGUUUGAUAAGAAUAUUUCAGAAAUUGAAGAUGAAACACAGAAAUAUACUAUUCAUCACUAUACAAAUGAAGUUGAAGUUGAAAAGUUACUGCAAAGGUAUCCAGCCUUUGCAAUGAAUUCAAUCCAUUAUUUGGAGGUACCAGAUGAUGUUACUCCUGAGAUAUUAGCUGAGUUUGGGUCCACUUUUGAACAGAGUAAUUUCCCUGAAAGAACAAUAGCAAAAUGUGUUAUCGGAGAUGUAACAGUAAGGGCGUGCUCCGGGUUACUUCAUCGACUGAACACCAUUAAAGAAGCUGCUGCUAAAUAUGACUACAGUCCUUAUACUACUUUGAAAUCGGAACCAUCCCUUGAUGAUUUACCAUUGAUUACAACGGAAGAAUACGAUACCGCAAGGGAGAAAACAUCCACAACAGAAAUUAUUGCCAUAGGAAAUACAAUACAUUUGCAACUGGCAGACCAUUGCCUGUCUUGUUCGACAGAUCGACGUAAAUUCGUCGACAGUCAAGGAGUGCCUUCAGUUUCGACUCCGACCGAUAACCCUUUUGUUGAAGUAAAAUGGGACAAAAUCAGUGUAAAAAUAAUUCAGCCAUUGUAUCCAUUACGGACAGUGGCAUGUGCACUAAAAAACGCAGAUCGUACUGAAAGUAUCAUCGAAGAUUGUUAUAAAUCUGUUUCUCUUAAGGUAGAGGGUAUCAGCGGUCAACUUUUUUUAAGGGAUAAUUGUCAUACAUCCGUAUUAAUGCCCUGUUAUGCAGAAUGUACGUUCAAGUUAUUGAUUUAUCCUCGAUGUUGGAAGAACUUGGAUUUGAUUCAUACAACGUGUUCAUUAAACAUCCGUGAUGUCACGAUUACGGGUACCAAAGCAAAACUAAUGACUACUGCUUCUAUAGUAGCGUCGAUUUUUCAAGAAGAGAUCACAAACAAUCCUCUGAUGUGUUCUUCCCUGUUCACCGAUGCGUGUCAAGAAAAAGAUCAGGUUUAUCUAGAAUUAUGUAUAGAAAAUAUACAUUCGUUGUGUCAUAUGUCAAUAGUGACAGUUUCCAUUAAAGCACACGUGCAUUCCGUUAAGAUGUUUGCCCUUACCGAUUCUCAGCAAGUCUUUAUUCUUUCUGGUCCGGAAUGUAAUAAUUCAGAAGAAACCGAGGCGAAACUAUUCACGGCCAUUGUUCAAUUUCCCAACGAAUCUGGGCAGGAUGUCUAUCCUCCUAUUGUUAAAUUUCGCGUUGCUGAAAUCAGAAGCUCUUUAGAUCCUUUGUUAUGUCAGUGGUUGCGUUAUCGGCCGACUUACUUUAAAUUGGACCCAAUGUGUUCCUCGCCUUCUGACGAUCAGCAACCAUUUACGGAAGAAUCUUCGGACCCGAUUGGGAAUCCAAAAAAGAACUUCCCGAGUUUGCAGGAAAGCAUACAUAGUUCUUCCGACAAAGAAAGAAAAAAAUACGGUUUUCUUCUCGAUGAAUCGAAGACCGCAUCUAAAUUUGGCAAAUGUAAAAAGAUUGAGCCAAUAAUGGCGGAACCUACUGUACAAAAGACGUUACCGAUAUCGGAAAUAUUCGUGAAAAUGGCAGAGCUAUAUCCAUGGUGGCCUGAAAUUUUACUAAAUGGCUCCAUCGGACAUAUUAUUAUCUAUGUACCGACUUCCACAAUGAGCGGUAUCGAUGUCCAUGGCAUCGAGCAAGCAAAAGAUCAGGCUCUGAGGAAUCAUGAAAAUCUACAAAUCUUCACCAUUCAAAUACCGGCAACCUACAUCCACUCAACAAAUUUCCACUUAGAUGAUUUGUUAUCGCACCAUACAGAAUUACCUAUUGCAGUAUCGAAACAUACCUGGACCUCUGGAACGUCGAGCUUCCCUUGGACUUUAAAGAUAGAAAAUUUUGCUUGUUAUACCCUGAAGAGAGACAUGCAAUUAAAUGUUAUUAAAAAAAUGUCGUUAAAUGCCACAAUUGGUCUGACAGGAGAACCUCAGUUUAAAGAUGUUGCAUUCCGUUCCAAUGUUAAGGAUAAUUUACCUCCGUCAUUAGGUAUAUGCGUCCACGUGGACAUGACACCAAUCACUGCUUCAGUGUCAAAAGAUCAGGUUGUACUCAUUACGAACAUUACCUCGAAUAUGCUCAAUGUGAUGUUAAGGUCAUCUGAAAAUGAACAGUGUGAACACGUGAAUGAAUCAUCGGAUCCUGUCAAUGAGACUUCUGCUCCUGUUCUGCAAACCGUACAAAGUGUCGAAACUGUAGAAACUGCUCCUAGUCCUAGUCAGAUAUUUUUCACGGAUAAUACAGUCACAUCCUCGACGGUGUCCAUACCUAAAGAGGAACUGGAAGAAAGUGGAAAUCAAGGUCUACUUGUAACGGCAUUUAUUCAAUGGACAAUAACAAAAGUUACACUUAAAUUAUACAUAGAGAAUCCCUCAAAUGGUCCUGAGUUGAAGCUUGUUUUAGAAUUGGAAGAUAUUAUAACAUCGUUAAAUUUACAACCGGUUUAUUUACAGCUCAAAAAUAAAAUCACUACGGCAACUAUAUUUCACUAUAAGAGAGAUUUUCAAGAACAAGUCUGGGAAUAUGGAGAGUUUAAUGGUUUGGUAAUGGCAGGUAGAGAAGAUAGCCCGAAAAAAAAGGAAGAAGAUUCUGGUUUUUUAAUAUUAACAUUAACUAGGGCUAAAUCAAGGAACGUACACACACGUUGGAAAACUCAAAACCGUACAAACAUGCGCAAGAAAAACCUUUCGAUAUUGUGUUCUAACCGGACAGAAAGUUACAUUACGGAAAUGGACAUAAAAAUGCAAAUGAUUGACGUUGUAUUGCCGUUAAGAGUACUCGAUAAUUACGUGCAACUUACAAAGCCAUUGAUACACUUAUAUCGAUCGAUAAAUACAAUGGACAAUAUUAAAGACAAGCCAAUUAAUCUACAAUCGGAUGAAUUAAUCGGCUUUAAUAGCUCAUCCCUGCCCUUGAUAUUCUUAGAUUUCAAAGGGUUACGACUCAUGGUGCCAAUUUCCUCGAAUUACAAAAAGGAAUUAUUACAUGAUUUAUUAACGAUUCAGUUAGACGGUAUCGAGAUUCUCCCGCAAGCAGAAAACCCUAUUUGUCGAAUGCCUUUGCGAUCAGAUAUUUAUCAUAGUGCUGCUCAUGCAAACAUAUUGAAUAUACCAGGUUCCGCUGUUGAAGAUCGACAGUACCAGUUCGUCAUUAAAGAAAUGUGCGCUUACACUGCUAGUUGGAUUAACUAUCAAUCAAGUAUCGUUAAGAGGACAUCUCGUUCAUGUUUGUACACUAUGAAUGAAAAUCCUGCUCUGGAAUGGAACAAACUUGGAGACGAAAACAGCUUGAAAAGAGACUUUGCAACUCUUCCCAUCAUAACGAGAUGCGAUCUUUGCAUCGUCGUGGCUCCAGCAAUUGUACUAAAACCCGACACAAUUGUCUGCGGUACGGCUGUGGAAAUAAAUUUAAAGGAUAUCGAAAUCGUUACCAAUUACGACCAAAUCGAGCUGCUGUCGCUACUGCUUUCUCAAGUUAAAGAUGUUACUGCAGAAUACACCGAACUGAUUGGAAGCAACAAUAAACCAUCUACAUCAGUUUCGGUCCAACGUGCUCCUACUUUAUCAGCAAAACACUUUUCUUGGAAUAAACGAGAAAGUACUGAACCGGAUUUAGAUUUUGCUAAGGAUAGCGGAGUUAAUUUUGAAAUGUCCAGUAUGAAUUCAACCAUUGUUGGUAAGUUCGCUACACAGGAAACUUCCAAAUUAAUUACAUACGUCUUUGAAAUAAACUGUGGUAAAAUUACGUACAUACUCUACGAAUUGCAACGAACAUCCAGUUUGCACGAAGAGGACAUGGUCGAGAUCGACGAAGUCAGUAACAGUAGUACGAAGUUGCCAUUACUCUAUGCAAUGGUGAAUCAACCGAAUGUGUACAUUGCUAUAUUUGGUUUGUCGCGGAAGAUCAAGGUGUCUUGUUUCGAUGUUGCAUUAUCACUUGGAGACGACGCCAGCGACACGGAGAAGGAUGAUUUGGUUUCAAUACCGACGUCGAACGAUUUCAAAAUUCCUGUAAUAGAAACAAAAUGUGGAGAUUCCCAUCCAGUUACCGGUAUACCGCCAUCAUUCCUUGUUGUUAAAUACGAGAAGGUUUUUGGGAGGGAUCGCCUAAUUACCGUUGACACGGAACGUCCGACAAAGAUUCACGUCUCAUUAUCCAGAUGGCGUAAAUUAAUCUCGAUUAAAGAUAAGAUGUCGGAUAUAUUUUCAAGCGAGGUCGACGAAAAUAGCGAGUCAAUGGAGAGGGACGACCAUGAAAAACACAUGCUUGGUGAUCCCCGAGAACCAAAAGAAGCAUUUACUCGAAAUUAUAGCCCGGAUUUUGCUCUCACCACCAAGCAAAUCGUCUUAUCAUUCCAAGUUGACAGUGGAUCGGAAGUACUAUUUAGUUUGGCGGCUCUGUCGGGAAACGUUUCGACACUGAAUCGACCUGACAGAAUUUGCGGAAACGUUUCCAUCGACUCUUUCGUGGUGUCCAGUAUUCUUGACAAUCGCAUAACAGUCCUUUUGAAUCCGUGGUGUUGCUGCGUUACGGCGUUUUUUUCCAAAUCGUCGAAUAGUAGCGACACGUUUCCGCGAUUGCAACUUCAAGCAGACAGCGACAGUAUUUACGUCGUUGUGGGACCGCGGCAAAUUAAAAUCAUAAAUGAGCUAUUACACGAUUUUCAAGAGAUUUACGAUCGUUUUGUGCCAAAUUCCAAGAGCAAUGAGGACAUGGACGAUCAGGGCAAAGUAACGACAGAACAGUACUACAAAGAUGAUCUCAAAGCUGGAGCUUUUCAGUUCAUUGAUGGGAACUCGGACGAAUUACCUCUUCCUUACCAAGUAGCGUUUUAUUCGCAGCCUAGACAAGCCAUGGCGUGGAGAUAUCCUCAACCGAGGACAGUCACUACUGUUCACGUAUCACCGGUUCCGUUUAAGGUCGUAAUGGACGAAGAAAACUACCAAGACCAAGUCCUCUGCACCCUGGAGUACUGGAGCGAAUGUCACGCAGCUUAUCAACCUUACGCCGAGAUCUAUUUAUCAGAAACGGAAAGUUAUUGCGUGGACCUUCCGAAAGAAGCUCCGGCACGAUCGGUAGCAUGUUCUUGGCGAGUAGUCGUUUGUACUCCAGAGAAGGAAGAGAGUAAAGGCAAAAUCCUCCACUCGGUCCGCGCCCUCGCGGCUUGCUUGCGAAUAGACUCCUACUUUGAGCCCAAGAUCAUCCCGAUUUUUCAAGGAGCCCUGAACGUCGGUACGAUACACCUGGCGUUCUGCAAUCAGGUAGAACCCGAUUUCUUUGAGAAACUGCCCGAGCCUCUGGAGGAUUACAGGCUGAGUGACAGAGGAACUGUGCCCGAUACCCAGUGUUUCCUUGCUAUGGAUCAUAAGAACGCUGUGAUAGUUGUUAACAAAUGGGUAGACGGAACAACCCUGGUCGACGUCGUCGGAAUAUCAAGCGUGCGAAUAUUGGACUACGGGUUUUUAACGAUGCAAGAGUCCUUGAGCCCACUAACGAUAAAGGCGCAGUUUUGCGUGUCGUCUCGAAAAACUGACUUCAACAUCUCGUGCGAGCCGUUCUCGAUAAGAUUCGGACCUGCGAUCGCUCACACCUUAGGUGUAUCCACGCGACUGUGGAUGGCGUCGUUUGAUGACCACAAGAGCAAGAUUUUGCCACCGACUCGAUAUAUCAUCGCCAACGAUACCGACGUUCCCAUUUGUUUCGGCCAAGCCGACACGAAGGAUGCCAUCUUGUUACAGACCCGAGAAUGCUACUUUUACUCCUGGAAACACCCUGGACAUACCAGGAAUCAAACCAUGAGAAUAUCUCUCGGGGGCAACCAGUGGAGUCGCCCAUUCUCUAUUAAUCAAGAUGAUGUACGAACUAUUGAAUUCCCUGACGAGGCUGUGAACGCGACUGUGUUUCUUCGGGUUUCCUCUCUUUCUGCUACUCAGAAGCUGGUCAAGUUCUAUGGGCAGCUUAUUAUAUCCAAUCGGUUGACCGAAGCUUUCGAAAUGAAACUGGUGAAAUAUACGGAAGAGUCUAAUAAUAGGAAUAAAUUAAUGUAUCUCGUCCCGGGUAGAAGUCAACCACCUUCUAUAGUGCUCGAGAGAGGCAAUGGUCCUCGAAAUGACUUGGCUUUGGCAAUGCGGCUACGGUUUCGUUCCAUGACUAGUUCCUCCUGGACCGGUGAUGUUCCUCUCCACCCCAACGCCAAAUUUGGUCAACCUUGGCUCGUCAAAGUGCCAUUGCAAGAACGUGGCCAGUUUUUAAGUAUUUGGGUACGGAUAGUGACUCAACGUAUCCAAGGAAGAACCAAGAUUCUUGCUGUUUUAAGUCCCCUUUAUACGAUUCGAUCGCAUUUACCGGUACCAGUUCAGGUUCGAAUUGAAACACCUUCUUUGAAGGUUUCUUCGACUAUGAGUGUGAAAGGUCGCGGGGAAGUACAACAGUUGUAUUGCCCUGGUACAUUUGAACAGUCCCAUCAAUUAACUUUCCAGCUCGAUCCUGCCAAUGCUGAUCCUUUCAGAGCUGGUAUCUCGUCUUCGGAUCCAUAUGUUCCCCUUUCAUAUAGUUUAAUUGACCAGCGGAAGUAUUUUAAGAGAUCUGAAGAUGAGGACAUCGAUACAAUUAUAAAAACCUUAGAUAACAUUGAAAACGAAGAUCCCUGGCCAUUUCAAGCCGACGAUGAUAUACAAGAUUGGAUAUCUACCGAACAGCCUCAAACUCACGCUCAGGUUAAGUAUCGGGACGGCGGUUUAGUUUCCAGUACCUUAUUGUUAGAACUCCAGCCAUGGUGUUUCUUUCUAAAUUCCAUUGGAUGCCAUCUAUCUCUUGUGUCAGAAGAUGUCGAGCUUUGUCAAAUUCCACAUCGUGGAAUUGUUACUCCACCUAAAUUGGAAGGAUCAUUUCAUUUGAAUGUGGGAAUAGACGAUAUAUUUUAUACUUCUCCUAUUCUACAAUUGGCUCGACCAGAUUGGAGUCAGAAUUUUUAUAUGCCUAGAAUAGAAGGUCUUAUUCCAGUCGAAGGGAAUGUUAAAAUACCAGUUGAUUGUGAAUCGAGUAUGUGUAUAUUGAGCAUUAGAUCGAAUAUGCAUGAAGACAUGCGAUUAGUACGAAUUGCAAGUAGUCAUGUUAUUGGGAAUAACACAGAUCAGGAAUUACGUUUGGCUGCAAUAGUCAUUCAUGAGAAGAGUAAUGAUCUUUGUCUGCCAUCUGAUCUAACACCGUUCAGUAUUAAAAUUUUGCCUUCUAAAGACCAGAGAGAAACCGUUCCUGUUGUACAGUGGCAUAUGUUAUAUCCUGAACGUCCUUUAGAACCAGUAGCAUUUUACAUAUCCCUGAGUCUGAAUCAACAAUGGUCUUGUCCUGUUCGAGUGGGUCAAGGUAUUAGUCGUCGAAGCAUAGCUGUCAGGGACGGCAGUACAACAAUACCGGUGGUAAUGACGACUCAAGAAGAUAAGGGGACAUUGUUCAUCAUGCUUUACAGAGACGAACAUCCUCAGUUAUUCAUCGAGAAUACGUGUUCAUUUACAAUUGUCUUGGGUCAAGCCAAUGCUUCCUCUGACGCUAUUUUACUAGACUCGGAACACUUCUCAUGGAUGUGCGAAGUGGAAAGUGGUUGCUCUUCGCAUUAUUCCACGCCAAUUGUUGGCUCUAAACUACCAGAUUCUCCCUCGAACAACAGUACAACUAAAUUAUUACUAUCAGCAGUGAUUAAAAAUAAAGCAGAAUUUACAGAUCGAAGAAAUUUACAAUGGUCUCGACAUAUUGACUUAUCUGUCCUAUCUUCUACGCAUCUAUCAGAUCAAUACGUUCGAAUACCACAUGUUGGAGAUGUGAAAUUAUCGAUGUACAGUCGCUGUCAUACAGUCCACAUUAAAAUCAUGCCAAUAUCCCAGGUAGAAAUUUCUGCUCGUGAUAUUAGAAGCAGACUGUUACAUAAAGAAGCCGAUAUGCAAAUAACAUCAGCUAUGGUUAACACACGUGGGAUGCUUCAAUUGGAUGAGUCUAAGUCAGUUGCUCACAGUCAGACGUCGGCUUCUACAUCCGAAACAAGUUUUCUUUCCGCUCAAGAACACGGAACAAUAACGGACGUCUCAGAUUCUUCUCAACAUAACGUAGAACUAUCGACAUCGGAUAAAAAUAUAAAUGACGUAGAUGUCUGGAAGAACGAACAAUCAGCACCUAAUUUGGAAGAGCGAAGUGAACAAGAAUCUUCUUUUACUCUAUGCCUUCGAGGCGUUACUAUCGUUUUGACAAAAGACAUCAACGAAUGUGCUCAAAGUAUCGAGGUUGCGAACCUUCAUCUAACGGACACGUUCGUUACCUCUGAGUCAAAAUCUAAUGUUUCGUCGUUGUGCUUGUGCAUUGGCGAUGUACAAUUGGAUAAUCAAUUAUUCGACCACGGAGGUUUCGACUUUCCAGUCGUUCUUAUAAGCCAAAGUCCCAGAGUAGCAAAGGAAAGGAUAUUUUCGUUAAGCAAUCGCUUAAACGCAGACAUCGAUAAGAUUCAAGAGGACUCGCUAAUCGUGGCAACAUGUAUCUGGGAAAAAAAUGGGAGAGUAACAGCAUGCAAGGAUAUUUACUUAAAAGUGUCUCCAAUUAGCGCUUACAUCGAGGAUACGUAUAUUUCACAAUUGCUGGACUAUGGAAAGUUACUGGUGCCUUCUAGUUUCGUCGCGUCGUCGACGCAAUCGAAUGAAACAAACGACGAGACGGUAUUUCCACCAAGAGCAAUAAUUUAUGCUCCUUAUUCUGUAAUAUUGGACAGCAAAACAUUAAGCUCACCUUUAAGACUGCACAGUUUAGUCAUAGAACCUGUGUCGAUAUUGUUGAGCGUUCAUACAUUUGUGAGACUCUACGUAGCCCUUGAUCACUCACCAUUGUAUUUUGGAUCGUUUGAGCGAACACAUCUUUUAACAACUCCAUACAGACUUGGCAAUGCACUAAUCAUGCAUUACUUAUCAGGCGCUAUAUUUGGAGCAGGCUGGGUCGUCGGUUCUCUCGAAAUCCUGGGAUCUCCCGGAGGACUGGCACAGGCUUUGGGUUCUGGCCUGAAAGACUUUAUUUCCAUGCCAUUCCAUGGUUUAUUACAAGGACCGUGGGGAUUCGUGGUAGGAAUUACCCACGGAUCAGCUAGUCUCGUCAAGCACAUCACGGCAGGUACGGUCAAUUCUGUGACGAAAUUAGCUUCGAGUGUCGCGAGGAAUUUGGAUAGGCUCACUUUAGACGAAGAACACCUUCAACGUCAAGAAGAAUCGCGACGCUCGCGACCUCAAGGAGUGGCGCAAGGACUAUUUCAAGGUCUUACUGGUUUAGGAAUGAGUCUUCUUGGCGCUGUUGCUGGAUUGGCUCAUCAUCCGUUGCAACAAGUAUGGUCAGGAGAUGCAACUACAACAAGUGUCGUUACUGGAGUUGGUCUAGGCUUAGUUGGAGUUAUCACUAAACCUUUAAGUGGAGCGGCAGAGUUGGUCGCUCUGACCGGUCAGGGUUUGCUCAGGGGAGCUGGAUGGAAUUCCUUGCCCUCCCCGAGGCGAAGGCCGAUAAUUCAUUACACGAGUUCCAACUGCAACGCUCCCGUGAAAUAUAGUUGGAUGUUACUUCCCAUGUUCGAUAACGGAAAGGAGAGCAUUUUGCACGUAGCCAAUGCCGACCACAUAGUAAAUCAAACUGGCAAUCAGGCUGUAACGCUUGUUCUUACGCAUAAAUCCUUGUUCCUAAUAAAUAGUUCGGAUGACAGCGUGGAGAGGAUAUUUUCUGUUAAGGAAUUGAUGAGCGUCGAUCAUCCAUACGAGUCUAACAUGUUAUGCUUAUAUUGUCCCUCCGAUGAGGUACAUCCGACUAGAUCGUCAUCGCCAACGGAGUUGCCAGAGAUGGACGAGGACACAAGAGGAAGAGUUGAGGAAUAUGUGAGAACGAGUAGCAAAAGUUUAACUAAUUUAUUAGAGAGCAGUGACACGCAGUCGAACGCUUUCGAAACGGUUUCCGAACAAUUAGGCGAUACUAUUUCAUUUUACGUUUCCUCGGAUUCGCGCAAUUAUCUUCUGUCGCUGUUCAAUAUAGCCAAACGCCAGUCUAGCGGAAACCAAUUUACAGUUUUAUAAGAAAUCAACUUUUACACGCUACUUGAAAUGAUAUUUUAAUACUUGCUUUAAUGAACCUGCCACUGUAAAGUAUACAAGGGAUUAAUUGGUGACAAGGUAUCAAAUCCAGGAAUGGCCUUGCAGAGGAACAUCUAUGCGAAUUAGGCACUGUCCUGGUCGGAAGCAUGAAGAAGUUAAAUGUAAUUUUGAAUAAACAAGAAAUUUUUAUAAUACAA
Messenger RNA from Orussus abietinus, 12103 nucleotides. It is a transcript of the gene Vps13B, whose product is annotated as vacuolar protein sorting-associated protein 13B. The transcript has 52 exons. The coding region runs from base 450 to 11888 and encodes 3812 amino acids. Lineage: Eukaryota; Metazoa; Arthropoda; Insecta; Hymenoptera; Orussidae. The record is from RefSeq and is a predicted model, not a curated record.